Messenger RNA from Ceratosolen solmsi marchali, 1931 nucleotides. RefSeq lists its product as uncharacterized. Gene Ontology annotation, molecular function: protein binding. Lineage: Eukaryota; Metazoa; Arthropoda; Insecta; Hymenoptera; Agaonidae. The coding region runs from base 395 to 1639 and encodes 414 amino acids. The transcript has 5 exons. Gene Ontology annotation, biological process: actin filament polymerization. Gene Ontology annotation, cellular component: cytoplasm; actin cytoskeleton. The record is from RefSeq and is a predicted model, not a curated record.
CACCACAAGCUUCGUACGUAUAUUGCAUUUGAAGUGUGUCGAUUUUGACCAUUUUCUCUACCACUUGAAGUGGGAGCAGAGAUGAGAACAAGCAACACAUGCAUUCAUAUAUGCAUGCGCGCGCGCGCACACAAUGGCUACAUGUGAAUGUAAGGUCAUUAUGGUAUAGCUAUAUGUUUGAAAACUAUAAACUGUUCUCCAGAACUGUAUCGAAAGUAGUCAGUACUCAAUGCUUAAAGUAUAUGAGCAUAAUAUAAUACAAAAUAUAUGCACACUUAAACGGAAACAAACAGUUUGGAAUAAACAGUAAUCGUGUAGUGCAAAAUCACGAGAGCAAUCGUCGACGAGAAAUAAGAGAAACGAGAGAGAAAAAAAGAGUGUUGUUGCACACAAAAUGCAAACGCGUGGCUGCAUAGCCAGCUAUGCGCUUUGUUUCUUGGUGAUUCAGGUAAAGUUGUCGAACUCACGCACGUCUUGGCGUCUCAAUGCGGAUAAAGUUGUGAAGAUUACAACAUCUAAUGGAAACUCAGCAACAGCGCCGGCACUAGAGGACGACCUUAUCCUUGAUAUCUUAACGGGUAGCAAGAGUCUGGGUAAUGGACAGGGUUGGACAAGAUCAGCCACGCCGUCUUCGACGGGCUCAGAGAAACUGCAAGUCUAUUACAAUGAGUGUAAGAGUUAUGCAUCUGGAACACAAGACCGACAUUACUCCGCGUAUACGUUGAAGGAUGCCUCAACGAACGUCACCGAGAAGAGUUUUGGGCUUGGUAGCGCACCAUCUGGAUCACAUGCAACAUCCAGCGAUCAGCAGCAGCAACAACAGCAACAACAACAGCAUCAAUUGACAUGUGGAUCAUGGGGACAGUCAUACGAUGACAUUGUCUUGGACUGCGGAAAGCCGGUGAACUUCACUUAUUACGAUCAUCUGCUGGGCGUUGCUAAUAGGAACAACCAUCCAUUGGUACCAGAACCUAAUGUUGUCCUUAUUUUUAAGAAUGCUGAUGAAAAAGUAAUCGAGUUCGACAUUGAUCUAUUAGAGCGGCGACUAAAAAGGGCUAAAAAAGAGAAACCAAAGUCCGUGCAGCUUUACAACCAAAUCGGCAACUUUUGGCGCAUCAAGGGCAAUGCUCAGCGAUCGAUCGAGUGCUUCCGACGAGCUCUUGCAGUUUCACCGCAUAAUGCUGAAGUACUGUUAAAUCUCGCCCGAGUCUUGCUAAUGCUCGAGUACCUGGACGAGGCGUCAUAUCUCGCGAGGCGAUCGCUUGAACUACAACCGCCUGAUCGUAACGCCUGGGAACAGUAUCUCACACUUGGACAGAUAUUUAAAGCUUUUGGAUAUUUUCAAGAAGCUGCCGUGCAUCUUCGACACGCGUUAGAACUAAAACCAGACCUUGUCGAUGCAGCAAAAGCUUUAAAAGAACUUGAAUCACUUCCAAUAGCCAGCAUACAUGUGUAUACACUUCUCAUUAUAGUAUGCUUGGUUCUUGGUGUUCUUCUAGUCGUCCUAAGCAGCGUCGAGUGCGAAGAAGAUUCAACGCUAUCCUCGGAACAACCUCAGCGGCCUGCACAACGUCACUUUAAUCGUGCCAUGGCAAUGCGUAGUUUGCGCCUCAAUGUUUCGCGUGGAAAACGCUGCUAAGUAUCAGUUGUGACAGAAACGAAACUUAAGAAUAUAAUUGAAUUCCACUUCUUACGACAAUAGACGAAAAUAAUUGUGCGUAAAGCAAUUUAUUAUAUGAACGAUAAGUUAAGGAACAAAAGGAAAUAUAUUAGCAGUUACGUCAUGCUUGUCUUUCCUUUAUUUUUUUUUGUACUCGAGCUACGUUUUAAAAACUUGUCAUCUGCAGUCAUAAAGUUUUGGUCGAUUUACAUUUAUAGAACGAAUGUUAAAAUUAAUUUUAUUGACGAAAAAUUAAAUGAAGAAUUUAAUA